This is a messenger RNA of Nylanderia fulva, 3002 nucleotides long. RefSeq names its product trehalose transporter 1-like protein. Lineage: Eukaryota; Metazoa; Arthropoda; Insecta; Hymenoptera; Formicidae. Gene Ontology annotation, molecular function: transmembrane transporter activity. The record is from RefSeq and is a predicted model, not a curated record. Gene Ontology annotation, biological process: transmembrane transport. Gene Ontology annotation, cellular component: membrane.
UUAAUUUUUUUCGGUGCAGUAAAAUCCAACGAAAAUUUACUAUGUGCAUAUUAAUAUUUUUUAUUGUAGUAAAUAUUAAUCAACAUACAGAAACUAUUAUAAAAUCCUUCCAAUACUACACUGAUUAUCAUGAUUUUCAGGGUAAAUUCUCUCCGUAUGUUUUGUAUGAGAUAAAACUUCUAAUCGUUUACUUUAUGCAACGCAACACUUCGAUAACAAUUGAAUUAAUUUUGGCAUCAAAUGCAUCAAUUUUUUGUCAUUAUCCUGUUAUUAUUCAAUUAUUUUCUCGCGAGUUACGCCGCAAUUAAUAGAUGUAAACAAUAAUAGUAUUAAAACAUUAUUUUUUAUCGCUAUCAUAUAUAAUCGCAUUUAUGUAAUUCACCGUGUUAAUUAAUGAUGAUUAUUGAAUAAUCAAAUCAUCCUCCGACAUAUAUUUUGCUAUUGUGUCAUUUUAUUCAAUCUGUUUCGUACGUAAUCUCUUAAUCUUGACUCAAUACUGUACAAGGUAGAAAAAGAGGCAUUACUAAACGCAUUUUUAAAUCUUUUUUCGGAAUAAAGCAAGAUGAAGAUUGGAUGUUUCGACGAAACGAUGCAUUUAAUAAUGAAUGAGUGCAUCGCGAAUGUCGUGACAUGCAUAUUAAUAAUGGGUCUUUAAUAAACUUAUGAUGAUUAUGUUUACUGCCGUAAUAAUAUGACGGUGUGACGAUUCUUCUUGUGCAGUUUCAAAGAUAUGAUGUAUCAACAGCAGGAAGUUAAAAUUGUACGUCACAUUGAUUAUUUGGUCGUCAUCGUCGUAAUGCUACAUUUAAGAAAAAAAUAUCUUAUCGCAUUCUGAGGAGCACGAUGAUCGCGCAAACAAGGAUAUGGUGGAAGAUCCUUCAUUCCGGCAACAAAAAAGCUAUCCUCGCGGGCCUGGCUGCGCAUUCUGGACAAAUUUCCGUGGGAUUGGCUCAGGGAUACAGCGCGAUCCUAAUCCCGAAGCUCUUCGAGUCAAAUUUCGCGGACCAGUCGGAGGCCUCCUGGAUCGCCUCCCUCGGCGUCAUCUCGAAUCCUCUCGGCGCCCUCGUCGCCGGAUUCUGCGCCGAAUUCUUCGGCCGCAGAUCCGCAAUCGCCCUGGCGACGCUACCGCACAUCGCCGGCUGGUUACUGAUUGCCUUAUCGAAGGACGUGCCGAUGCUGUACGCCGGUAGAUUCGUUAGCGGCAUCGGCAGCGGUAUGGCAAACGGACUUUACCUCUACGUCAGCGAGACAGCAGCUCCAGAUCAAAGAGCUUGGCUCGCGAGUUGUGGACCAGUUCUCGUCUCCCUGGGCGUUUUGAUAGUUUACACCUUGGGUGCCAUCACAACGUGGCAAAGGGCGGCAGCUAUCAGCGUCGGACCAGCGAUUCUAUCGCUCGCAUUAACACGAAUGCUACCGGAAACUCCAGCCUGGCUGACCUCGAGGGGUCGAACGGACGAGGCUAAAGAGGCUCUUCUGUGGUUACGCGGUCCCGGGUUCAACGUCGACAAAGAGUACCAAGAGCUUCGUGACGCGAACGCGAAACGAAAGGAGAAAGAGGAGAGUCUGCUGCGGGCGCUGCACAUGUCUAACGUGUGGAAACCAUUCCUGAUACUCCUCAUCUUCUUCACCCUCCAACAGCUGUCCGGCAUUUACGUCAUUCUAUUCUACGCCGUGAACCUACUCGAGGAUAUCGGCGUGGACGUGAACGAGUAUGCGGCCAGCGUCGGGAUGGGUGUCAUCAGGUUGUUUGCGUCGAUCCUCGGCGCUGGACUGGCCAACACCAUCGGCAGAAAAAGUCUGGCCUUCGUGAGCGGUUUCGGAAUGGCUAUCGCGGCCAUGGGAAUCGCUCUUUUCUUCAGAUUCGAACUUCCAUCGUGGCUGCCGCUGUUCUGCAUCGGGAUCCACGUGGGCGCAUCCAUGAUCGGUUUUCUUACGUUACCGUGGGUCAUGACCUCGGAAUUGUACCCGUUAAGAUUCAGAGGUAGCUUGGGCGGUCUUACGAUCAGCAUCGCGCAGAUACUGACGUUUGCCACGAUAAAAAUGUAUCCGGAUCUGAAUGCCGUGGUCGGUCUGGAGAUCACGAUGUGGAUAUUCAGCGCAGCCGGUCUCUUAGGCGCCGUCUUCGCCUUAAUGAUAUUGCCAGAGACUCGAGGACGCAGUCUCGACGAUAUCGAAAUAAAGUUCUCCCGCAAGUCGGACGACAGCUCAAGUCCUUGCAAGAUUUUCUCCAACAUGUGGUGGCAGCCGAAGAACAUUAUCCUCAAGCGAUUCACGUCGAUUUCGGAGGAGAAGCAGUCGAAUAUCGUUACGAACGCGUAUACUUACGACAACUUCUGCCUGGAGUUGCCGCCGGAAAAUCUAGAGAAGAAAAUCUUCGAGAAAGAACGAACAUGCGAUCAACGAGUCAUAACCAAUAUUGAAAUCGAGCACGCGUAUAUUUAAUAAGAAAUGAUUUCGAAGACAUAUUUUUAUACAAGACUUUUGUUUAUGUGAAUUUUUACGGGUAUAUUAAGUUAUAUAUCUCCGAAAAGUAUAUUUAUUUAUUUUAUACUAAUGACCGAAUUAGUUAAUUUAUGAUUUUAAAUAGUAUAAAAGCUUUGCUUCGUGUUUACUGUCGACCGAACAAAUGUUCCUGUAGUAUUAUGAGUAUUCCUAUAAAAGCGCGGUAUCAAAGAUAAAUUACAUAAGAGCAUAUUACAAUGAUUAUAUCAACACACAAUAUAUACACAUGUUUUCUGUGAUUUUAUAUAAAUAAGUGUGUAUUAGGGAAACAUUAUUCCUUCGUAUAAUUUCCUUUGUUAUUACUUUAUUUUUAAUGACGCCUAUUUUUGUAACAGAUUGUACAAAUAUUUGUCCAUACGUAUUUAUACAGUUUCAUUUACAUGAUAAGUUGUGUAAAUAAUCGAUUAGGAUUAGACAAUAUUGUUGUACGUCUUAAUAAUAUAUGCUUCUAUUUGUAUUAUAUUUCUUACAUAACAAAAAAUGACAAAAAGAACAUUAUU